This is a messenger RNA of Xiphias gladius (swordfish), 3496 nucleotides long. RefSeq names its product LMBR1 domain containing 2a (gene lmbrd2a). The transcript is spliced from 18 exons. Gene Ontology annotation, cellular component: membrane. Gene Ontology annotation, biological process: adrenergic receptor signaling pathway. The record is from RefSeq and is a predicted model, not a curated record. The coding region runs from base 237 to 2303 and encodes 688 amino acids. Lineage: Eukaryota; Metazoa; Chordata; Actinopteri; Istiophoriformes; Xiphiidae.
UACAAUGCGUCGGACUCCGCGUCCGAGGGCCACGUUGUGCCCGUGAAUUCUGACUGUUUACCAGUUCCCCAAGCUUGAGUCUGAGAGAAGGAUCGCGAAAGGUGGGAGAUUCACUUCGGCUGUUGUCGCUGUAAUGGUAAUAUAAGAAAGGCUCCUUGUUCCUGGAACGCAGACCAGCACUCAGAGAAUACGUCUGGCACCAUGAGCUCCUGACGUCUGUCUGUUCAUUCAUCGCUAUGAGGGGUGCUGCGCUGGCGGUCGUGGUCGUGGUUGUCUUCUUCUUGGCCCUCUACCUCCUCCAGCGCUAUGGAGAUUUGCGGAAGCAGCAGCGGAUGGUCCUGUUAGGGGCGCUGCUCUCCUGGUACCUCUGCUUCCUCAUCGUCUUCAUCCUGCCACUCGAUGUCAGCACGACCAUCUACAAGCAGUGUGUUCUUGACAAAUCACACGACCUUACUCCUGUAACUCAAGCAAGACACACUAAUCGGACAGAGGCCAACUUGUCUCUUUAUCCAUCUGUAAGUGUACCAAAAGUGUGUGAGGAGCCCUGGAGUUAUAUCCCAGACGGCGUCCUACCAGUGUUUUGGAGAGUUGUAUACUGGACUUCCCAGUUUCUUACUUGGCUGCUAUUGCCCUUCAUGCAGUCUUAUGCACGGUCGGGAGCUUUCUCCAGAGUUGGAAAGAUUAGAACAGCUCUCAUCGAAAAUGCAAUCUAUUAUGGUACCUACCUCCUUAUCUUUAUCUCCCUGCUCAUCUACGUGGCCGCUCACCCACAGUGGAAACUCACAUGGACGGAGCUCCAGACCAUCGGUAUCACAGCUGCCAACACCUGGGGCCUCUUCCUUCUGGUGCUGUUGCUAGGCUACGGCUUGGUGGAGAUCCCGCGUUCUUAUUGGCUCUCAUCUUCCCAUGUUUACCUGCUGGCCAAGACCUACUUCAAGGCAGCAAAAAUGGCUACUGAGAAGGCAGCAGCUGAGGAGAACCUAGCAGAUGUUAUGGAGGAGGUGGCAGCUAUCCACGGAACUGUCAGGUACAACCACUCUCUCAGGAAGUGUGUGGACACCAUUUUGACAAAGUGUCCCACUGAGUACCAAGAGGAGAUAGGAAGAAAUGUGGAAAGCUCUUGUGAGGAACAGAAUGUCCUUCCCACCGAAAGAGGACUAGUUAGGCUUCAUAAAAAAGUAAUCUCUGCAGUGCAGAGACACGGUCAGACUCGGGUUCAGUGGUCUAUCUUAUUAGACCAGGCCUUCCAUCUGGAAGAUGUAGCUGAAAGCCAGGGCAGCCCGGUCCGGCACUUCGUCCAUAGCUUCCCCUCAGCACUCCACGGCGGCUGGAUCCGUAGGUUCAUCUACACUCCUACUGUGGAGUGGUACUGGGAGUGUGUGUUCAGGCAGGUUUUCUCCAGGAUGCUGGCAGUGCUCCUGUGUCUCCUCUCCGUAGCAGUGGUCUGGUCCGAGUGCACCUUCUUCAGCACGCACCCCGUCCUCUCUCUCUUUGCUGUCUUUAUUCGGAUGGCUGAAAAACAAUACAACUACAUUUGUGUUGAGAUGGCGUGCUUUAUCAGUAUCCUCUUCCUGUGUGCUUGCGUCUACUCCACAGUCUUCAGGAUACGGGUUUUCAAUUACUAUUACCUGGUGCCACAUCACCAGACUGAUGCCUACAGCUUGCAGUUCAGCGGAAUGUUGUUUUGUCGUCUGACUCCUCCUUUGUGCCUCAACUUUCUGGGCCUUAUUCAUAUGGACUCCGCCAUCUCGCACCAGGACAGAAUACAGACAUCGUACACCUCUAUCAUGGGCUCUAUGCGUCUGCUAUCUUUCAUAUCUGAUGGCUUCUACAUCUACUAUCCCAUGCUGGUUUUGCUGCUUUGCUGCGCCACUUUUUACAACCUGGGCUCCCGCUGUUUGAACCUUCUGGGCUUCCAUCAGUACAUCACUGACGAUGACUUGACCUCUGAGCUGGUGGAUGAAGGCAGGGAACUCAUCAGAAGAGAAAGAAGGAAAAGACAGAACGCUGAAGAUGGAGGAAAUCGAAGAUGGGCCUGGAGGGAGCGGUAUGGAGUCCAGGGGACCACUGGGCGGACCAGAGCUGGUUACUCUGAGUUAAAGGAUAACCAGAGCAGCCCUGUAAAAAAGAUCAAGAAAAGUGUUAUCACAUUCGCCAGAAGAGAUGGAGAGACGGAGGAACAGCAGACAGGCUUACUGCAAGACCACUCCAGUGACAAAGGUUCACCAAACAGAAGUAGAUCUACAGGAGGACGUUACCUCUCUCUGUCACCUUCUAGGACGGGCAUCUUUGAUGACGUUUGAUAGACUGAGGACAUGGAGGGAAAGCAAAAAACUCGUACAUGCUGGAAAUAACAUGGAGGACUAAAAAAUUAUAUUUUCCUGAGUAAAGUCUAAAUGCAAAGGAUUAUAUCUCAGGAAAUAAAUAGAAAAGAGAAUGUGUCUGAGGCAUAUACAUAUCAUCAGGUAACAGAUGAAAAUGAAAACUCUAAUAAAGGGUUUUAUAUGUCAGCUGAUUUCUGUAGCUGGUUUGUACAAGAGAUCAGUAACUGUAAAGUAAUGUUUCUCGAACCAAAGCCUUAACCUGUUUAUGGGAGAGAGGCGGGGUCCACACUGGACAGGGCGAAAGUCUAUCGCAGGGCUGACAUAUAGAGACAAACAACCAGUCACGCUCACAUUCACACCUGUAGGGUCUUCAGUUAACCUAACCCUACAUGUCUUUGGACUGUGGGAGGAAGCCGGAGUACCCAGAGGAAACCCACGCAGGCACAGGGAGAAAAUGCAAACUCCACACAGAGGGGCCCCAGCCAGCCGGCAGGUUCGAACCCAGAACCCUCCUGGCGUGAGGCCACAGUGCUGCCCGACACUCAUAUAUACUGUAUUUGGAAAUUCAUUGUCGUCUGAAGAUUGAUACAUUUUAUUUAUGAAUUAAAUAGCUUACUGGGCCUGAAACAAAAUGAAAACAGUUAACAUGUACGUAGAAGGAAGAUAUUAACAGCCUAAAAACUUUCAUGUUGAAAGUUUUGUGUGUAUGGACUACAUGCUGACAAUGACAACAUUUUCUAAACACUCUGUAAUACAGUCUGAAACCAAUUGUUUUCUGUAAGAGUUUUCAAUUGUGUGUCAACCAUGAUAAACAUAAUAAUUUUGCCCAUUCAUUUUAUCUUCUGUUGGAUUAUGAAUGACUCAAAAUGUACAGUGUCAUAUGUACCAGUACAUGUGACCUACUGUCUCCUUAGGAUCCACUUCUUAAAAUGUAUAUUGUACCAUAAAAAGUGGUCUGAGUGAAUGUCUCAAAAACAAUGAAAAUAUAACCUUAUAGUCAGACUAAGUGAACAGUAAAGAAAGUGUUCAUGUUUGAUAUUUUUUGUACAUGUGUAUCUCAGUCAUCUGUUGGGACUCUCUAUAAUUACAGCAGACUUAUUGACAUCCAUCAAAUUUUUGUACUGGAAUAUUAAUGCAUAUAUUGUGAGACAUAUGGUGGCUCAUCAAAUCUA